Messenger RNA from Eremomyces bilateralis CBS 781.70, 1061 nucleotides. Its product is annotated as eukaryotic translation initiation factor 6. The record is from RefSeq and is a predicted model, not a curated record. The transcript has 4 exons. Gene Ontology annotation, cellular component: nucleolus; cytosol; preribosome, large subunit precursor. Gene Ontology annotation, molecular function: ribosomal large subunit binding. Gene Ontology annotation, biological process: ribosomal subunit export from nucleus; maturation of 5.8S rRNA; assembly of large subunit precursor of preribosome. The coding region runs from base 314 to 1054 and encodes 246 amino acids. NCBI's taxonomy places the organism in Eukaryota, Fungi, Ascomycota, Dothideomycetes, Eremomycetales, Eremomycetaceae.
AAAUGUGAAUUAGGUUUAGAGUUAAGAAUCGAUGACUCCGUCAAAGUCAUAGUGCAGUGCAGUCAGUACAAAGCCCAGAAGUGGCGCAGUUCCGAAUUUGCUGCUCCGCCGAAAUCUCCAACGGAAAUCGCCCCACCUGCAACAACCUCACGGCAAAGAAAUUCAGAUAUAGAUACCCAUCCGACUACCCUUCGAUAUCCGUCGAUAAUCUCAAACAAUCGUACAUACUCCACCGCCUUUCGAAUAUCCUCUUCCCCCAUCUACCAUACCAGCAAAUCCUCUUAAAGCAUAAAAGCCACCGCACAUACCCAUCAUGGCUGUCCGCGCACAAUUCGAGAACUCGAAUGAAGUCGGUGUCUUCGCGACACUUACCAAUUCCUACGCCAUCGUAGCCCAAGGCGCUUCCGAGAACUUCUACAGCAUCUUCGAAUCCGAACUGCAAGAUGUCAUCCCCAUCUGCCACGCCACUAUCGCCGGCACCCGCAUCGUCGGCCGCCUGACCACGGGCAACCGCAAAGGCCUCCUCGUCCCCACCAGCACCACCGACCAAGAGCUCGCGCACCUCCGCAACUCCCUCCCCGACUCCGUCUCCAUCCAACGCCUUGAAGAGCGUCUCUCCGCCCUCGGCAACGUCAUCUGCGCGAACGACCACGUGGCGCUCGUGCAUCCGGACCUGGAGCGGGAGACGGAGGAGCUGAUCGCGGAUGUGCUGGGAGUGGAGGUGUUCAGGCAGACAGUGGCCGAUCAUGUGUUGACCGGGAGUUAUAUGGCGUUGAGUAAUCAGGGGGGUUUGGUGCAUCCGAAGACGAGCGUGCAGGAUCAGGAUGAGUUGAGUAGUUUGUUGCAGGUGCCGUUGGUGGCGGGAAGUGUGAAUCGGGGAAGUCCGGUAGUGGGCGCGGGGAUUGUGGUGAAUGAUUGGAUGGCAGUGACUGGCCUCGACACCACCGCCACCGAGCUCUCCGUCAUUGAGAGCGUCUUCAGAUUAGGUGAGGGCGCAGGCCCCGGCGACAUCAACACGACGAACAAGGAGACGAUGGUCGAGUCGUUCUACUAAACCAUCC